CUCAGCUCUUUUGUGGAGGUGACUGCCGAUGGCCUGACUAGUGAAACCAAGAAAACGGGCAAACGCACUGGACACCUUGAGCUACAGUGGAACGAGGACCUCACCCUGUGAGCCCCCCCCCCCCCCCCCUUCUCUCAACCUCACUGUGUUUUAGAUGCUUGUGUGUUGUUUAGUGUAUGUGUGUUUUUCUGACACAACAUGCCAAUGCUAUGCCGCUGUACAGUAAUACCACAUGAAUGUGUAAUGUAGGCCUAUUUGGUUGUGUAGCUGAUUUUGACUUGUGUGUUGUUUAGGAAUGUGACGCCUCAGAGCCACUUAGAUCUAAAGUUGUGGAACUGCCACACCUUGAGGAAGGAGUUGCUGGGGAGUGCCACCAUUGACCUGCUUGACACCCUGCGUACACAUGAUGGCAAGAGUAAGACAAUAAACUUUUAUUUUUAAAAAGUUGUUUAAAUUUUUAUGUAGGCCUAUGUUCAUGGAUUGUUAGCAGGAUUCCCAGUCAUGCUACUAAAGUAGUCUUUCCAGUUGGAAAAUAUUAGGGGUUAUCCUCUACAGAAAUUAAAGAUCAAGCUCCAUCAGGAUGUUUCUUUAUACAAACAUGUAAGAAGAAGAGAGAAAUAACUUUGUUUGCCUUUAUGCAAUUGAUAGAGCACAUCUUAUCAUCUCUUACUUUCCCUAAUCCUUCAUUUUCUUUCCCUCCUUCGUUUUCUCUUUCUUCACACUCUCCUCCAUCUAUCCCUCCCUCCAUUCCACAAUCCCCCCUUUCCCUCCAGUGGAGAAUCUGCAGCUCAGUCUGGUCUUGCAGACAGAGAACAAAGGCUCAGUUGUAGCAGGAGGCGAGCUGAACGUCUGUCUGGACGGCCUGGUUGUUGAUCUGGGAUCUUUGCCCAAUGGCAGCACAGCAACA
Molecule: messenger RNA, 907 nt
Organism: Coregonus sp. 'balchen'
Lineage: Eukaryota; Metazoa; Chordata; Actinopteri; Salmoniformes; Salmonidae
Source: the annotation of a GenBank genome assembly